This is a messenger RNA of Gamsiella multidivaricata, 1301 nucleotides long. Its product is annotated as Calcium/calmodulin dependent protein kinase. Bases 65 to 1111 code for a protein of 348 amino acids. The record is from RefSeq and is a predicted model, not a curated record. Lineage: Eukaryota; Fungi; Mortierellomycota; Mortierellomycetes; Mortierellales; Mortierellaceae. The transcript is spliced from 11 exons. Gene Ontology annotation, molecular function: ATP binding; calcium/calmodulin-dependent protein kinase activity. Gene Ontology annotation, biological process: protein phosphorylation; cellular response to oxidative stress.
UCUCUUUAUCACACCUCGCCCACCUUCGCCAUUUCAAUAGCUCUCUCAAUCCUACAUUCGCAGUAUGAACAUCUCCAGCAUCCUUCAUCUUCAGCCUCCCACCUACGAGCGCAAAAAGCACUAUGAAUUCGGACGCGAUCUUGGCACCGGAACAUAUGGAACAGUCAAGAAGGCAAAGGCUCUCGACCUGGGAAAAGACGUGGCUGUCAAGAUUAUCCUCAAGAAGACCGUAAAGGGUCAUGAGGACAUGGUCGAGAAAGAGAUUAGUGUCCUCAAGAACCUGAGUCAUCCCAACAUCGUUAACUUCUUAGACUGGUUUGAAAGCCGUGACAAGUACUACUUGGUAUUCGACCUUGCCACUGGCGGCGAGUUGUUCGACAGGAUUUGUGAGCAGGGCCGCUUUACUGAGAAUAAUGCUGCCACAAUCAUGAAGGAGGUCAUCGAGGCCAUUGAGUAUCUUCACAGCAAGAAUGUCGUCCACAGAGAUCUUAAGCCCGAAAAUCUGCUUUACGAGGACAACACCCCCGACUCCAAAUUGAUGAUCGUGGAUUUUGGCAUUUCCAAGAUCAUGGACUCGGAAGAUCAAGUCUUAACCACCAUGUGCGGCAGCUACGGAUAUGCUGCUCCUGAAGUGUUGCUUCGCAAGGGUCAUGGAAAGCCAGUCGAUAUGUGGAGCAUUGGUGUUAUCACGUACACUCUUCUUUGCGGCUAUGCGCCUUUUCAAGCUGAGAAUGAUCAACAACUUGUUGCCGAGAUUGCAAGAUGCAACGUUGUUUUCCACGAGCGCUACUGGAGGGAUGUCUCUAUUGAAGCGCGCGACUUCAUCAAAUGUUUGCUCCGCGCUCAUCCCGAGAAGCGACUGACGGCCACGGAGGCACUUCGGCACAAAUGGAUCACAACUGAGACCGGAACCGAUGUGGAUCUCUUGGACAACGUCAAGGAGGGAUUCAACGCAAAGAGAAUGUUCAAGAAAACUGUUCGUGCCGUCGCUGCUGCCAACCGUCUGCGUACGAUGACUCGCACCAGCAUAGACGCCAGCAAAUCCAGCCCUUUGGUAUCCCCUUCGACACUGGAGCAUCAGGAGCAGCAGGAGCAAAAGUCGGUUGCGUAAUAGACGACUGCACAUUAGGCGAAGGAGCGUCUACCGAGAGUUGGGGGAAGGGAACUUCAGUAUAUGCCUGCAAUUUCAGCCUCUCCUGCGUUCCCUGUAAAUAGUACUAUUUAUGUAUUGGUCGUUGGUCGAUUCCGGUGUCUACAAUGAAAUAUAAAGACCCUACUCCAUUUCGAUCAUCAAAUGGUAG